This is a messenger RNA of Pyrus x bretschneideri (Chinese white pear), 447 nucleotides long. RefSeq lists its product as uncharacterized. The coding region runs from base 1 to 447 and encodes 148 amino acids. NCBI's taxonomy places the organism in Eukaryota, Viridiplantae, Streptophyta, Magnoliopsida, Rosales, Rosaceae. The record is from RefSeq and is a predicted model, not a curated record. The transcript has a single exon.
AUGGCAUCUUCACAGAAUCCGAGCACUUGGGGGCCACCAACAACUCUAAGAAGAGGAAUGAUCGAGGAAGCUUUACUAGUCUCACAAGUCCAGGCAGUCAACACCCAACCUGGACCUAUCGUUAGCUUCACCGAGCAGGAUGCUGAAGGUGUUGAUUUCCCAUAUGAUGACGCACUAAUAGCAUCUGUCCAACUAGCCCAUGCCAUAGUCAACAGGAUGAUGGUUGACAAUGGAUGUGCGGUCAACCUACUUCAGCUCUCAGUAAUUCAAAAGAUGGGCCUGGAAAACACAAUUAUACACCGAGCAGAGGUACUCACCGGAUUCAACGGACACACCUCGACUGCCAUCGACAACAUCACACUUGAUGUGAGAACACCGCCAAUUGUCUCAAAGAAAACGUUCACAAUAGCAAGCGACCCGUCUGACUACAACGAGAUUCUAGGGUGA